AUGAAAUCUAAAAGUGAUGUUAGAAUAAAAGAAUUCGAGGCGAUUUUGCAUGGGCAUUUUGUACUGUCAUCAGGGCUGCACAGUGAUACAUACACACAAUGCGCUAAGAUUUUUGAGAAUCCAAGGAGAGCAAGUCUGUGAGCUACUGGCAAAUAAAAUAAAAAAAGAGCUAAAACUCCACAGAUUUAAUUAAUACUCUUUUCUGCAAUUGUUGGAAUAAUUGUUGGUUUC
Brugia malayi is the source of this 231-nucleotide messenger RNA. The record is from the annotation of a RefSeq genome assembly. NCBI's taxonomy places the organism in Eukaryota, Metazoa, Nematoda, Chromadorea, Rhabditida, Onchocercidae.